This is a messenger RNA of Nothobranchius furzeri (turquoise killifish), 3146 nucleotides long. The record is from RefSeq and is a predicted model, not a curated record. NCBI's taxonomy places the organism in Eukaryota, Metazoa, Chordata, Actinopteri, Cyprinodontiformes, Nothobranchiidae.
CCAGACCCAGAGAGGACAACUUCAUUACCCCCGUUCACCCACCCAAUUAGGAACCAGAUGGCGCUUCUGGCCAAUCAAAUCAUGGAUGCAAGAAUUCUCAGCAGCAUGAACGGGAGGGUGGAGCUCUCUCAGUUCCUGAGAAUCACCAAUCAGAACAUCGUCUCCCAGGUCAAUUCUGCGCAGGACGACAGCCGCAAGAACAGGAAGUACCCCUGCCCGUUGUGUGGGAAGCGUUUCCGCUUCAACAGCAUACUCUCCCUUCACAUGCGCACUCACACUGGUGAGAAGCCGUUUAAGUGUCCGUACUGUGACCACAGGGCUGCGCAGAAGGGCAACCUGAAGAUACACCUCCGUACACACAAGCAAGGCGUUCUUGGAAAAGGCCGUGGAAGGAUAAGGGAGGAGAACCGGCUGCUUCAUGAGCUCGAGGAAAGGGCGAUACUAAGAGACAGACAGAUGCGAGCUGGUAUUGUUAGCCAACAGCAGCCGCCUUUGUCCAACACAAACCAGACUCAAAGGGUUUGUCUGCAGACCAUCCCAACAGAUCCUCAAUUCUUAAACAAUUCCAGUGCACCAGAUCUGCUGUCCCACGCGUCCACCUCUCCCAAUGUGACGACCAUUCCAGAAGAGCCCGUCCAGGCCCAAACCGCCGGCUUCCGCUGCUCGUUCUGCAAGGGAAAGUUCAGGAAGCAGCAGGAGCUAGAGCGCCACAUCAGGAUUCUUCACAAACCCUACAAAUGCACUUUGUGCGAGUUUGCCGCUGCGCAAGAGGAGGAGCUCAUUGGCCACGUUGAAAUGACACACAUCACUGCUGAUUCAUGUUCAGGGCAGAAAGUGCCAAUGGGAGCAGGUGACAAGGGGAAGCCCGUAGGUGAAUUCCCCUGCGAAGUGUGUGGCCAGACCUUCAGUCAGGCCUGGUUUCUUAAGGGCCACAUGAGGAAACACAAGGACUCUUUUGAGCACUGCUGUCAAAUAUGUGGCCGUCGUUUCAAGGAGCCCUGGUUUCUCAAGAAUCACAUGAAAGUCCACCUCAACAAGCUGGCAGCCAAGAGCAGCGUUCUCACCGAUCGAGACAGCUCCGUCGACAUGAGUAAUCUAACACGGGAUCAUCCAAGCAACCUCUACUCCCAAUACAUCUCCAGCUUCCACAACAGGUUCCAUACGCCCGACCGGCCAGACUUACCAGAUUAUGACCACGUGAUGGCCACAGCAGGUUCUGACAUGAAAGUCAGGGAGAUGUUAGGGAGGAUGAUUUCCUCAGGCCCGCUGACAGAUGCAGAGAGUUCUUCUUUGUUGGGCUUGAACCAUCUCCAUCCUCCUCUCAGCUCCACUAGCAUGGAAUAUCUGCAGAAGAUCAUCUCUAACAGAGAUGCUUUCAAAAACAACAGCAGCUAUGCAGGUUGGCAGAUUGUAGCACCUGGGCCUCCUAUCGAUCGACAAAUGUUCAGAGCUAAAGAUCCUCAUCAGCAGCAGCUGCAGCAGUGCUCCUCCUACUUGCCGGAGAGAUGUCUGCCUGUAGAGGAUGGGAAACUGUGCCUUGGUGACCCAGACACCCAGACCAUCAGCAGAGCUGAGAGUCCGGGCAGUGCGAGUCACCACGGGCCGGCAGACGCGAUCCCAGAAACGGGGAGCUCUCACUCCGGUGGUGCCCUGGACCACCAGCCACAGCCUUCCCCUCCAGCUGCAGGUGAGAAAGUCUACAGGUGUCCGCUCUCCGGCGACUACACCGCCCAGAUCGGCUUCCACCUGGACCGCUACGGUUUCCCUCACUGGCAGAACAGCACAGCUCUUUCUCCUCCUUUGCAGUCCAGCGUUAGCAGCAGAAGCUCCAGCCCCAAACCUAAGCUCAGACCCCGAUCCAGUGGGGACUUGAGCCCUGCAGCCGGUCAGUUCGUAGGUCCGGAGAGCCACAGCGAGACGGUCCUGACUGUCAACAAGCCGACCAGUCACACAGAUGACGAUGGAGGUGUAAACAUCUCUGUAUCCAGUCCAACCAGAAAGUCCCAGCAUGAACCUUUGGAUCUGUCUGUCAGGCCUGAAUCUGUCACGUCUCAUCCAGCCAUGUCUCCUGCUGUACUGCUGCAGAUGUCUGGCCUUUUUAGUAAUGGGCUCUCGUCCGCCGUUGCCCGCCGGCUACAGAGUUACUCUAAUGCACCGGCUGAACUCAGUAUGAAACCCGCAUAUCAGUGUGACCUUUUGGUGCACAGAACACAAGAAGAGAUGCACUCACAAAAUGUAGGCUCGGUGGGUCACGAUGAAGAGGGGGAGUUUGAGAAAUCUGAGCAACGUAAGGAGGACAACGAUGAUGCUGCCAUGUGGAAGAUGCUGAGUGUUCUGGAGUCAAAGGAGAUGGGACAGCCCGGUGCUGCUUUUGAGGCUCCAGGAGAGAAGAAGCUUGGACUGUGGGGGAGAGCCGCGGCUGAAUCUCCCAUCUCCUCUUUUGAGAGCUUGACUCCAGAUCCGCUCAUGCACCAGGGGGCUCUGCUGUCCUUCCUCAGAUCCCAGGGGAACCUCAACACCACGUCUGCCAGUGCCCAAAAAGCCAACAUGAGCAUGGAGAAAGAUGCUGCACCAGCUCCCGACUUUGCCAGCCACAAGGAUUCAGCGACAGAGUUCCAAAAAGAGUUUUUGGCAGUAUCUCAGCCCUCAUCCCCCAACAGUGGGAGUGUGAAGACUCGGAAGCCAUUCCAGUGCAGGUACUGUCCAUAUAGUGCCUCUCAGAAAGGAAACCUGAAAACCCACGUCCUGUGCGUGCACCGCAAGCCCUUCGACAACAGCCUCUACCCUGACCGCCGUCUCCGACGCUCACACACGCCCCAGGCGCCCUCCAGGUUGUCUGUGAGUGCCACGGGAGACAACCGUGCGUCAGGGAGAGACCACAUCAGUGUGACAUCGCUGUGUGGGACUUGAUGUUGUCAUAGCAACCGCAGAUACAGACAGUUAUGAAUAUUGUUUUAGCCUCACCUUGAAAAGGUUAGGAUGAUCGAGACUGUUAAAGAAAAAAAAAUGUUACCAACCUUGAUGUACAUUCCAGUGUUUACUUGAAAAGCCACAGUACGUAUUUAUCUGUAGCAAGAAAACUGACAAAAAAACAACAAAAACACAACUGCUGCCUAUGAUAAUAAAGUCCAUUGUGAUGUGAACGU